This is a messenger RNA of Panicum hallii, 498 nucleotides long. RefSeq names its product prostatic spermine-binding protein-like. NCBI's taxonomy places the organism in Eukaryota, Viridiplantae, Streptophyta, Magnoliopsida, Poales, Poaceae. Bases 1 to 498 code for a protein of 165 amino acids. The transcript is spliced from 3 exons. The record is from RefSeq and is a predicted model, not a curated record.
AUGCAGAGAGUGUGCCACCAUGUAAUUGACUUCUUGCCGCAGAGCUCUGGUUUUCUCGAAAGAGCUGAUGAGAUCGGCUUCGAACAGAGCCUUGAUCUCGUCGUACUUUUGCUUAUGUUCCACGGGAAGGUCCUCGACGAUGAGUCCCUGACCGACGGUGAAGACCUCCAGUUCCUCCUCGAUGGGGAACUGGAUGAGGAAGACGACGACGACUCCUGGGAUGCAGACUUCUUCUCAUCGGAAAAAGAAACCAGCGAGUCCAAUGAGGACACAGAUGAUGACUCGGCGGCAGGAAGUUGGCUGCGUGGCUGGCCUUCUGAAGAUGAUGAGGAGUCUGAUGACAACUCCGGCGAUGACAACGAUGGAGAUGACAGCGACAGCGGUGACGGCAGCAGCGACGAUGGCGGCGACGAUGAUGACAACGAUGACGAUGAUAGCAGUGACGGCGCGUCUCCUCCGGCGAAGUGCCGCAAGGCCAACGGUGUUUACUGGUGGUAG